Molecule: messenger RNA, 3842 nt
Organism: Myxocyprinus asiaticus (Chinese sucker)
Lineage: Eukaryota; Metazoa; Chordata; Actinopteri; Cypriniformes; Catostomidae
Product: S-adenosylmethionine sensor upstream of mTORC1
Exons: 5
Coding region: 77-1246 (389 amino acids)
Biological process (GO): negative regulation of TORC1 signaling
Source: RefSeq, a predicted model, not a curated record
UCAGGCUGCGCGUUGUUUCCGUAUGCUACGUGCGGACGGACGGGGAGCCGGUGAGCCGGUAGCCUAGUGCUGAAGUAUGGACGUGCGGUGCAGCGCUGAGAGCGAUCCCGAUCUCCCCAAAUACCAUCUCGGCUCCGUCCCGAAGGAGCCGCAGUCCAGAAAGAAUGAGCAGGAGAAGCUGUCGGGGGUGGUGAAAAGCGUCCACCGAAAACUCCGUAGGAAAUAUAUUGAAGUGGGAGAUUUUGAGAAAAUAUGGCGUGAGCACUGUGAAGACGAGCAGACUCUGAGUGAGUAUGCCAUGGCCAUGAAGAAUCUAGCUGACAACCACUGGGCGAAUAAAUGCGAGGGAGAGGGACGCAUUGAGUGGUGCCGCAGUGUUUGUCAGGAGUACUUCCAGGAUGGAGGGAUGAGGCGAGUAUUGGAGAAGGAUGAGAAGAGUGCUCGUCAUGCCGCAGCUGGCAAUAACACAUCUGUAAACACUCCACAAUCCUCCUCUCCCAGCUCAGUGUUCCACCUUGAGAUGAUACGACUCUUGGAUGUGGGCAGCUGUUUCAAUCCCUUCCUGAAGUUUGACGAUUUUCUUACUGUCGGUAUUGACAUUGUGCCAGCAGUAGAGAGUGUCUUCAAGUGCGACUUUCUCAACCUGCAGCUGCAGCAGCCUUUGCAGCUGGCCAGUGACGCUCUGGAUACCUUCCUGCGGCAGCUGCGUGGCCCCAUUGAAACUUUACCUGCCCAGCUCUUUCAUGUGGUGGUAUUCUCCUUGCUUCUCUCCUAUUUCCCCGCGCCCUACCAGCGUUGGCUCUGCUGCAAGAAAGCCCAUGAACUUUUGACCCUGAAUGGCCUUCUCCUCAUCAUCACCCCUGACUCCUCCCAUCAGGGCCGCCAUGCACUCAUGAUGCGCAGCUGGCGAGUUGCAGUCGAGUCGCUGGGCUUUAAGCGCUACAAGUACGUCAAGUUCUCCCAUAUGCACCUUAUUGCUUUCCGCAAGGUGUCGUCCACCACCAGCAGCGACCUGGUCAGCCGCAACUACCCGGAGAUGCUCUACAUACCACAGGACUUCCACUCGUUCGAGGAUGAGGGGUUCACAGAUUCCUACGAGCCUCCACGUUCCGAAUUCGAGGACGACCAUUUGGCAUGGAGCUUUGCGGAGUUGCCGGACACGCCAUAUGAUUCGGACUCAGGCGAUAGCCAAAGUAGCUCGGCACCUUUCCAUGAGCUGGAAGACCCCAUUUUGCUGCAGAGCUGAACUUGUUUACUGCCCCUCUUAGUGAGAGUACACCCAAAAAUGUCAAUUCUGUCAUUUACUCAACGUCAUGUUGUUUCAAACCUGAAUAAACUUCUUACUGUUUAGGAGAUGUUAGGCAAAUUGUUAACCUCAGUUAACAUUUACUUUCAUUGUACGGACAAAAUAUGCUAUAAAAGUGAAUGGUGACUGAGACCAUCAUUCUGCCUGACAUCUUUUGUGUUUCAAGGAAGGUCAUACAGGUUUGUAAAUACAAGUUAAUGAUGACAGAAUUUUCAUUUUUGGGUAAACUCUCCCUUUUACAUGUACUAACCUAUUGACGCGCUGCCAAAUGGUUUCGCUGCAAUCACGUACUCCCCUUUUUAAGCAGCAAAAAGUUUGCACAAAGUGAAUGAGGUCAUAUGUUGAAGUGGGUGUUGAUUUUUAAAAGAGUACAAGACAUCCUUUUGAACACAAACACACUAAUUAACAAUGUAAAAAAGAAGUAAUGGUUUUGCAAUAGAAGCGAUGAUCUCAGGUUGAAGAUUUUGCUCACCCAUAUUGGCUGUUUUCUCAUUGAUCAUGACUAAAAUGGACAAGACUUGGACUAGCAUAAGUUAGACCUUAGUCGAUAUAUAAUCAUUAUUGGUGUCAAAAGAUGCAAUCUUUUGGCUGGAGUUACUAUACAAAUUGUGUUGAGCGCAUCUGAAAUAGAAUUUCUAAAUGGUCUGAUUCUCAGCAAGUGACUACUGGACAUUAUAGAUAAUAGCUUUGAAAUUUCAACCAAGCAGUUUUGGAAUAGCCUUUAUCAGUGAUAUUUGUAGCAUUUUAAGUUUCUGGUUUGCUAAUGUGACUUUGUAACUGUGAAUGUGUGUUUUUUUGCUUCAACAUGGUACAAAUCAUGUGAAAUAGUUGUAGUUUUCGAGAACAAACAAUCUUACAGGUGACCAGAUUGGAUGCAUGCUUUGCCUCCUUGUAGGAGUUUCAUCGUGGCAACAUGUUUCUAACCUUGUGAUCAAAAACCUGAAUGUAGCCGAGUGACUGUCUGCCUUCAUUUUCAUUUUAUCCGCUAAUAUAACCUGUAAUAGUAGACUCCUAUCCAAUUACUUGUCAGUAUGUAGUACGAAACAGGUUCGAUUUAUCUGCAUUUCGCCAUAACGUGGUUUUAUUGAAUUGGAUGAUUGUUUACUCUUGACUGUUUACCUUCGGUUGAUCUAAAUCUACUUCCUGUAUCAUUUACAGUGUGACUAGUGUAUAUCUCAUCGAGUUCUCAAUAGAAUUCAUUAUUUUAGCUUUCUAUUUUGGCUUUUAAGGUACAGAGUUUUUGGAAAGUUCUGCCAAAUGUUUAAAAGGUAAUUCAUUUGUGACUGACUGGGGUUUUUCAUGGAAGUACUAUCAAAAAAUUGUUUAUCAAUGUAAAUUUUUAGCACUGAUGUAUUGAUCUGCUGAUUUUGAAGCUUUGUAAUUCACUCCAGGUUCUUAAAACACUAUAUUAAGUGUCCCAAGCACAUAUUUGCACAUGUUUGAUAACACCUUUCGUAGGGUUGGCAAGAUAUCGAUACUUGACAUCAGCAGAAUAGCUCAUUAGAAAAGCAAUACAUUCAUUAUCAUAAAUGGUCAGAAAUUUCAUAUAUCACAAUAACCUGGCAGUUUUACUCACAACUGAUAAUAGGCACUGUUUUGCAUUGUAUUAUUGAAUGGUAUACCUGAAUGAAAUUACAUGGGGAGAUGCUGUGAUGGUUCUUAAUGGGAUGGUUCACUCAAAAAUGAAAAUUCUUUCCCUUAUAUUGUUAAAAAGUUAUAUUACUUUUUUCCUUUCUUGCAUUGAACACAAAAGAUGUCUGGCAGAUUGACAGUCUCAGUCACCUUUUACUUUUAUUGCAUCUUUUUCCCAUACAAUGAGAGUGAAUGGUGACUAAAGCUUUCAAUUUGCAAACAUCUCAUUUUGUGUUCCACGAAAUAAUGAAAGAAAGUCACAUGUUUGGAACAAUAUGAGUAAAUGAUUUUGAGUUUUAAUUGUUUUAGUGAACUAUCACUUUAACUCCUGAAAAAGUAUGUGAGAUAUCCUUGUACACUGGGGUUGUGCUGAAGUAUAUAGUAUGUGAGGUUUUGGCGUUAAGCACUUUAAAGUUAUCAGAAUAUCAGCGAAAUUUGAUCACUCCUCAAGGUGCCUUCAAACCUAAAUUGUAUUUUUGCAUUUGGAUGAUGAAGACUGGAUGCAAAGACAGGCUACUGUUUGUCAUUUGAAAGUAAGCUAAUGUAUCUCCCACAAUAAAUAGUUGCGUACUUGGCAAAUUAACCAGCUCUAGGCUAAAUUACUAAAUACUGUUUAGUCUGUACUUGAUUUAUAAAUCUAAGAAAAAAAGUUGGUUUUUAAAAGUGGUUUUCAAAAAAAGAAGAAAAAAAGCUUUGUAUUAUAUUGUUUACUUUGUGGGGUGUUCAAACGUCCACAUAUCAAAUGUCUUUGUCUUCCGUAGGUUCUAAUCCACUGUUUGCAUGAUUGAUUUUCUCUGUUAGUGUUAUGAUGUUUGACUCCAAUAUGACUUGGCUAUUUGUGAGAAUUAUUGUCAUCUUUCAUAAAUAAACGUUUUUUGUCGCCUUCUCUUGUUUGUUUGCUGCC